This is a messenger RNA of Pogonomyrmex barbatus (red harvester ant), 1596 nucleotides long. RefSeq names its product SKI family transcriptional corepressor fussel (gene fuss). Gene Ontology annotation, biological process: negative regulation of transcription by RNA polymerase II; negative regulation of BMP signaling pathway. Gene Ontology annotation, cellular component: transcription regulator complex; cytoplasm; nucleus. The record is from RefSeq and is a predicted model, not a curated record. NCBI's taxonomy places the organism in Eukaryota, Metazoa, Arthropoda, Insecta, Hymenoptera, Formicidae. Gene Ontology annotation, molecular function: RNA polymerase II cis-regulatory region sequence-specific DNA binding; DNA-binding transcription factor activity, RNA polymerase II-specific; SMAD binding.
CUCUUAAAGCACUUAGUAGAGGGCUCUUCAACUUUUCGAAAUUGACUGACUUGAUUUUAUCUAAAUUUUGAAGGUUUUGUUUUACUUUCUCAUAAAAUGUAUGCAUAUACGAUGAUGUCUUGCAGAUUGCCCGAGGAUUUCGCGUUUUCCGUUCAUCACGAAUGCGCCUGGGGUUGCCGCGGCGCUUUUCUGCCCGCUCGUUACAAUAGCUCGCGCGCGAAGUGCAUCAAGUGCGCGUACUGCGGCCUAUUUUUCUCGCCUAACAAGUUCAUCUUCCACUCGCACCGUAUGGGCCCGUCGGAUAAGUAUGUGCAGCCGGACGCGGCGAAUUUCAACUCGUGGCGCCGGCACAUGAAGCUGUCCGGCAGUCCGCCGGACGAAGUGGUGCACGCUUGGGAGGACGUCAAGGCGAUGUUCAACGGCGGCACCAGGAAACGCCUGUUGGGCAACUCGAACGGUUCCCGGGAGUCGCCGAGUCCGGCGAAGCAGCCGAGAUCGUCGCCGAACAGCACCGCGCAGAUUCCCGCUCUGGUGCCGACACCGACGCAUCCUCGCGUACCGCCGUUCCCGGAACUACCCUUGCCGCUGUCCCGCAGUCUCGUCAUGGACUACGUGUGGCAUCAGCAUCAGCAGGCAGCAGCGGUCGCCGCGGCUAAAACACCCGGCCCAUUCGCAUUUCCGUCCUACGCCCUGCCCUGGUUGGCCAAGCGAAGUCCUGUCCUGUUCCCUGGACCGCUACCACCGCCCAUUAGCGGUUCCAGCCCCACGGAACCUCUGAUUCCAACUGUCAAUCCACCUUUGCAUCAGUCCGCGUUCCGUCCGGUGAUUCGCGGACCGCCCAUCGUCGAGCCGGCGGUCAUCCCGGAGCGACCGGCGGAUAUCAGCCAGAAGGAGGACAAUUCGGACGAUGAAGUCGACAUCGAGACGACGGAAGAUGAUCCAGUAACACCACUGAACGCGAGUCUUCAGAAUCUUCACUCGGCCUCGAAUUCCGCGAUGAGCAGCCACAGCGGACGAAGUACAUCACCGCAGUGCUGGAGUCCUCCUCGAGAAACGGAGCGGGAGGCUGAAAAGAUCGCCGAGGAAGCUGCGGCUCUGCGCGAUGUGAAGACGGAAUUGACGCCGGCGAGAAGUCCCGAGAGCUGGCACGGCAGUGCUUACUAUCGACAUCUCAAUGUUUUGAAGGGGAACGAGCCGGCCGCGGAAAGGGCGGGCUCCGAUUGCUCGGCUUGCCGUCCUCCACGCGGUAUAUUUUACGGCCAAGUCCACAGUCCGUCCGCGCCGACCAAUUAAUCGAGCUGGCUGGCUGAAUUAAUCGACACGCAGGAGCAGCGGCGUACGAAGAGGAGGACACAUUUAACCCGAACCGUUCCGUAAGCUUGCGACACAUCCGUUGCCUUAAAGCACACUCUCGUCGAUCUCCAUAUCCUCGAACUUAAGGAUCGAGGCGCAAAAAUGAUCUAAUGCCUUCUCAAGGACUUGAGGAAUUUUAAAGCUGAAAUUAGAUUAAUUAAAUUAAAGACUAGACUCAUAUUAACGCAUCACAGCAUAAUUGAUUUGUGUAAAUUGAAUUUUCAGUCGAUACUAAUUUAAACU